Molecule: messenger RNA, 2532 nt
Organism: Parnassius apollo (apollo)
Lineage: Eukaryota; Metazoa; Arthropoda; Insecta; Lepidoptera; Papilionidae
Source: the annotation of a GenBank genome assembly
AUGGUGAAGUGUAAGAAAUGCAAUAAGGCCAUGUCGAACGCGAAACAGGAGACUAGUAAAUGUAAAAGUUCAUGUAAAGCGGUCUUCCAUAAAGAAUGCGUUACGAGAGCUACCUUCAAAAAUGAAAAAUGUGAAGAUUGUGUUUCCCUGCCAGGAUCCCAUACCGGUUUGCCUACUGUUGAUGAACCGGAGAUUGGUGUACAAAAUGGAAAAGAAACUGACGACACAGUGAGCCUUAUAGCUCUAGAAAUAUACAAGAGAUCAGCCAGUAACACAGUGUGCCUUAUAGCUCUAGGAAUAUACAAGAGAUCAGCCAGUGACACAGUAUGCCUUAUAGCUCUAGGAAUAUACAAGAGAUCAGCCAGUAACACAGUGUGCCUUAUAGCUCUAGGAAUAUACAAGAGAUCAGCCAGUGACACAGUGUGCCUUAUAGCUCUAGGAAUAUACAAGAGAUCAGCCAGUGACACAGUGUGCCUUAUAGCUCUAGGAAUAUACAAGAGAUCAGCCAGUAACACAGUGUGCCUUAUAGCUCUAGGAUUAUACAAGAGAUCAGCCCGUGACACAGUGUGCCUUAUAGCUCUAGGAAUAUACAAGAUAUCAGCCAGUGACACAGUGUGCCUUAUAGCUCUAGGAAUAUACAAGAGAUCAGCCCGUGACACAGUGUGCCUUGUAGCUCUAGGAAUAAACAAGAGAUCAGCCAGUGACACAGUGUGCCUUAUAGCUCUAGGAAUAUACAAGAGAUCAGCCAGUGACACAGUGUGCCUUAUAGCUCUAGGAAUAUACAAGAGAUCAGCCAGUGACACAGUGUGCCUUAUAGCUCUAGGAAUAUACAAGAGAUCAGCCAGUGACACAGUGUGCCUUAUAGCUCUAGGAAUAUACGAGAGAUCAGCCAGUAACACAGUGUGCCUUAUAGCUCUAGGAAUAUACAAGAGAUCAGCCAGUGACACAGUGUGCCUUAUAGCUCUAGGAAUAUACGAGAGAUCAGCCAGUAACACAGUGUGCCUUAUAGCUCUAGGAAUAUACAAGAGAUCAGCCAGUGACACAGUGUGCCUUAUAGCUCUAGGAAUAUACGAGAGAUCAGCCAGUAACACAGUGUGCCUUAUAGCUCUAGGAAUAUACAAGAGAUCAGCCAGUGACACAGUGUGCCUUAUAGCUCUAGGACUAUACAAGAGAUCAGCCAGUAACACAGUGUGCCUUAUAGCUCUAGGAAUAUACAAGAGAUCAGCCAGUAACACAGUGUGCCUUAUAGCUCUAGGAAUAUACAAGAGACCAGCCAGUGACACAGUGUGCCUUAUAGCUCUAGGAAUAUACAAGAGAUCAGCCAGUGACACAGUGUGCCUUAUAGCUCUAGGAAUAUACAAGAGAUCAGCCAGUGACACAGUGUGCCUUAUAGAUCAAGGAUUAUACAAGAGAUCAGCCCGUGACACAGUGUGCCUUAUAGCUCUAGGAAUAUACAAGAGAUCAGCCAGUGACACAGUGUGCCUUAUAGCUCUAGGAAUAUACAAGAGAUCAGCCAGUGACACAGUGUGCCUUAUAGCUCUAGAAAUAUACAAGAGAUCAGCCAGUGACACAGUGUGCCUUAUAGCUCUAGGAAUAUACAAGAGAUCAGCCAGUAACACAGUGUGCCUUAUAGCUCUAGGAAUAUACAAGAGAUCAGCCAGUAACACAGUGUGCAUUAUAGCUCUAGGAAUAUACAAGAGAUCAGCCAGUAACACAGUGUGCCUUAUAGCUCUAGGAAUAUACAAGAGAUCAGCCAGUAACACAGUGUGCCUUAUAGCUUUAGGAAUAUACAAGAGAUCAGCCAGUAAUACAGUGUGCCUUAUAGCUCUAGGAAUAUACAAGAGCUCAGCCAGUAACACAGUGUGCCUUAUAGCUCUAGGAAUAUACAAGAGAUCAGCCAGUAACACAGUGUGCCUUAUAGCUCUAGGAAUAUACAAGAGAUCAGCCAGUGACACAGUGUACCUUAUAGCUCUAGGAAUAUACAAGAGAUCAGCCAGUAACACAGUGUGCCUUAUAUCUCUAGGAAUAUACAAGAGAUCAGCCAGUGACACAGAGUGCCUUAUAGCUCUAGGAAUAUACAAGAGAUCAGCCAGUAACACAGUGUGCCUUAUACCUCUAGGAAUAUACAAGAGAUCAGCCAGUGACACAGUGUGCCUUAUAGCUCUAGGAAUAUACAAGAGAUCAGCCAGUAACACAGUGUGCCUUAUAGCUCUAGGAAUAUACAAGAGAUCAGCCAGUAACACAGUGUGCCUUAUAGCUCUAGUAAUAUACAAGAGAUCGGCCAGUAACACAGUGUGCCUUAUAGCUCUAGGAAUAUACAAGAGAUCAGCCAGUGACACAGUGUGCCUUAUAGCUCUAGGAAUAUACAAGAGAUCAGCAAGUAACACAGUGUGCCUUAUAGCUCUAGGAAUAUACAAGAGAUCAGCCAGUAACACAGUGUGCCUUAUAGCUCUAGGAAUAUACAAGAGCUCAGGACUGUGCUGCAGGCUGACUUCAAUAAUAUUACGCGGUGGGCUCCUGAGAAUGGUAUGA